Messenger RNA from Rotaria sp. Silwood2, 573 nucleotides. The record is from the annotation of a GenBank genome assembly. Lineage: Eukaryota; Metazoa; Rotifera; Eurotatoria; Philodinida; Philodinidae.
AUGGGAAUUAAAUUUGACAAAAUUAAUCCCGAUAAAUUUACAAUGAUUUGUCCUAUGCAGAUAGUUGAUGCAAAUGAAGCUGGAUCUGUUUAUUUUGUCAAGUAUAAAGCUCAAAAAGAAAAUAAUUCUGAAACAAAAGAAAAUGAUUCUGAAACAAAACAUAAUGAAUCUGAAAAAAAGACUCAUUACGCAUUAGCAACCGACGUGACAGAUUACUUCAUCGCGACUCAUUACGAUUUGUAUGUUAUCAGUCCAACAGAUUAUACAACACAUGUUGAGGCUACUUACAAGAAACGAAAAUGGGAUCAUUAUUUAUUAAUUGAAAAGCUUGGCAAAAUAUCAAUUAAUGAUAUUUCAAAAUUUUAUAUUCCACCUCAUUUCGCAAAAAAUAUUGAAUAUCGAUUAAUAAAUGAUGUUUUUAAUCAUUUAUGUGAAAUGAACAACGGUCCAACAUGGUCUUCAAUUUUGAAUUGUCAAAGUUUUACGCGUGCGAGUAUUGAAUAUUUGGGAUAUGAUUUUCCAUCGACUGUUGAAGUAACUAGCGAUUGCAUUCCAACAAUGGCGGAUUUAUAG